Molecule: messenger RNA, 1790 nt
Organism: Lontra canadensis (Northern American river otter)
Lineage: Eukaryota; Metazoa; Chordata; Mammalia; Carnivora; Mustelidae
Gene: SPZ1
Product: spermatogenic leucine zipper 1
Exons: 1
Coding region: 334-1443 (369 amino acids)
Cellular component (GO): nucleus
Molecular function (GO): DNA-binding transcription factor activity
Source: RefSeq, a predicted model, not a curated record
AGCUUGGAGAUAGGCUACAAGAGUUCAGUGACAGAACAAAGACCUGGUUGCUAGGGUCAGGAAUAAACACCAGAAGCUUGGAGAAGGAGAGAUGGAGUCCUAGCUCCUGGUCCCCUUUCUCACCACCCCCAAUCCUCUAGGUCAUCUGAGAUGUCACCUUCUACUUAAACAUCAUCUCCUUGGUUUCAGACCUUAACUGUGGUCUCUGACUUCUGCUUAGUUCCGCAUUCUCUACCCAUUUGCACGGAGGACCACCACCUUCUCUUCCUGGAAUCUCUGAGGUGUUUCUGCUUGCCACAUGCUCUAAUCACCAGUCCUGCUAACUCAGCUGAGAUGGAUGCAUCCACCCUCUCCAAAACUUUUAAGCCUACUCCUGAUCUCAAUCAAGAGUCUUCGAACUCUAAGAUUAUCUUUGCCUUAUUUGAGAUUGAAUCACCUUCCUUUGUCUCCUGGGGUUCUUUCCCUUCCCUAAACAAUAGUGGCCGUCAAGCAGCUCAACAACAGACUACACAGAAAUUUGAAAAUCUCUUAAAAGAAAUUAAAGAGCUAAUUAAAAAUGUGACAAGUUGUGAAGAGAUCACAGAAGCAAAAGAUUCAUCUGAGGAAACCAGUAUUUCUGAGAAUGUAUCAGAACUGAAAGAACAAAUCAGAGAACUUGAGAAGGUAAACAAAGUAUUAUUGAACAACCUGCUUGGUAGUUCAGACCUAGAGAAAGAACAGAACACCAAAAACGAAGAAAUGACCCUGGGACAUCAGAACUGCAGCGACACGGUACCAGUUUUUAGAAGGGAUUUGGUAAAUUGUCCAGAAGAAAAUAGAGCCCUUAAGGAAACUCGACUAAGUGAGGAAAAAGCAACAUACAGAUUCCCUCCUGUUCAAGAAGAAAACAUCAAACUUAGGAACAACAUGGAGCAGUUACUGCAGGAAGCAGAACACUGGAAUAUGCAACACACUGAGCUCAGUGAACUGAUAAGAUCCUAUCAGAAAUCUCAGAAAGAUAUACAAGAAACUCUUAGAGAUAAUGGAGUGCAUUUCCAAACUCAACCAAAUCACGACAUGUCAGCUAAGCAUGACCUGGAGGAACAAGUGAAGAAACUGGAACAUGACACGUAUUCAUUGCAUUUGAUUGCAGCUUUGCUGGAAAAUGAAUGUCAGAUCUUGCAGCAGAGAAUAGAGUUUCUCAAGGAACUGCAUGAUCAGCAAGAGGGAACUCUGCAAGAGAAGCCAAUUCAGAUAAACUCUGAACAGGACAAGAAAAACCAGACACUAUCAGUAGAGCAUAAGCCAAAAAUGCAAGAAAGAGAGGGUACAUUGCUGAAAAAAGAUAAAUUCUACAGAGGCCUGGAUGCUUCUAGUAAGAAAGCACUUAACAACCACCUCAAUACUCAUAUUGCAAGAGGAUCUCUUGUGGAAAAAAAGAGACCAACCAGCAGCCUAUCUUAGAAAAUACGAAAGGUAGAAGAAAAGGGAAGUCUUCAAAAACUUAAUACCUCAACUCCAGGCAUACUCAAUCAUGAAACCUAUGACAGAGCUAUUGGUUCAACCAAGAGGGAGCUACAGAGCAAGAAGAUUAACGCUUAACAUUAUUCAUUACGUCAGUAGUUAUGUAAGUUUGGUGUUUCAUGACCAUUAGUGUCAAUAUCCACUUCAGAACCUGUCAUACAAUUUCCUUCUUUUGGUAGUUAUUAGAGAUCCUAUGACACUGUAACCAAGAGGGAGAAGUUACAGGUCCAAUUAAUAAAGAUCUAAGUAAAAACUAGAAUGAACAAUGAAAAGUUGUUUUUUUUUUC